Messenger RNA from Polyodon spathula (Mississippi paddlefish), 975 nucleotides. Its product is annotated as putative serine protease K12H4.7. Gene Ontology annotation, molecular function: serine-type exopeptidase activity; dipeptidyl-peptidase activity. The transcript has 2 exons. Lineage: Eukaryota; Metazoa; Chordata; Actinopteri; Acipenseriformes; Polyodontidae. The record is from RefSeq and is a predicted model, not a curated record. The coding region runs from base 35 to 280 and encodes 81 amino acids. Gene Ontology annotation, biological process: proteolysis.
AUCAAGGACACUGUGAAAGGGAAAUGUUGUCUGCAUGUUCUCUGCAGAUGCCAUCUGCAGCAGUGCUCAGAUGUCUAUGGUAGCUCCUUCAGUUGCUGACGCUGUUAUGCAAACCAAUGAAAACUAUGGUGACUAUGACAUCACAAGCAGUCAGAUAGUGUUCCCCAAUGGUUCCAUUGAUCCCUGGAACAUGCUUGGAAUCACCAAAGACAUAAACGAUGACCUCCCAACCAUCUUUGUUAAAGGCACUGCUCAUUGUGCUAACAUGUACCCUGCCUGACCAGAAGACUUGCCGCAACUCACCUAUGCAAGAGACCACGUCUUCCUACUCCUUCAGAAAUGGCUGCUGCUGUAGGAUUUCAAGAACUGAACUACCAGACUUCCUUUAUUAUCAUACCCUUUGAGACAAUCAACAAAUGAACAUGCACAAUUAGCAAAUUAAUAUGAAUGAAACUUAGCAAAGAGACAUGUGUGUGCUGAAUCUUAUUCCCAAGCCUUUCUGUACUACCGUCCCCUCCUGGUUAUUACUAUUAAAGAAACCCCAGAUUUUAAAGGCUUCAGGAGUGUAUUGCCUUUAUAGGAAUCCAUGAUAAUAAAUUAGAUUUAUCUUAUUUAGGAACACCAAGACAGUCAGAAAAUGAUCAAGAGAAAUACACCCUUUGACUAGUUCAUUUGAACCCCAUAUUUCUAUAACCCUGUUCUGUAACUGUGUGUAUAAUUGUAGCACAUUGAGUUUCCUAUUGUAUGAAACUAUCUCAUAAAGCAUGUUUUUUAUGAAAGUUUUGUCAGGGCAGCUUCUCCACAAACUGUUUUAAAAUGUAUUAAAAUGUAAUAAACUAAUUGUGACGGAAGGGGAUAUGCAUGAAAUGUGUGUUACAUGAUUUGCAUAUGCAAUGAUGGUUUUAAAAUUAAAUGGUCACAGGAGAUUUGAUAUUCAAAUAUGAAAGCAAACUAUAUAACCUGAUACAAUAGUGU